CCAGGGAGACGGGCGGGGGGGGCACCGAGGCCUGCCGGGGCGCCCGGGGAAGCGGCCGCACGUCAGGCUUCCGGCCAGCGACCGAAUCCCGGCUCAUCUCUCUCCUGCCGGGUCGCCCCAAGCUUAGGACGAGGGUUUGGGAUCGGGGAGGGGUCUGCAUCCAAGGGCAGAGACCCUUCCCUCUCCGUCCAUUGUGUGUCCAGAACUUGGCUCCAAGGAAGCGGCUUAAAACUGAGGGCGAAGCAGGGAGGGGAUAUGGGGGACCCGGACAGGUUAGCAGCCGUUACUUUUCUGGACUUCUUCCGUUUAAUAAGAGUGACAGCUAACAAGUAUUAAGCACUUAUCCUGUCAGGGGCCCUGCAGUAAGCGGUUUGCAUGCAUUUCUCUGUUUAAUCCUCCGCACAUAACUUUUCUGAUCCCGAUUUGGUAGGUGGGAAAUGAAUUAGCGGAUUAGUUCAGUGACUUGCCCAAGGUGACACAGUUGCAGAGCCGGAACUUCAGUUCUAGUCUUUCUGUCAGCAUAGCCAAUGUCCCUUAACCACUUAACUGCCAAGGCAGUAUUGGUAUGUUUUUCUCAAGGCAUGUAGCUCAAGCAGGUAGUAGAAUAUGCUUGAUGAGAGAGACUUAGGAAUGUGAUGUUGAAUUCAGUUUUCCCUUUUUCCUUUAUAUUUCACGAAAAUUUAGACCUUGGCUUUAUAUUAGAAUCCUGGGCAGAAGAAAAUGCAUGAAUUAAUUGUACAGAAUUGUCAUGGAAGACUAUAGAAGUGAUGCUUUUCAAGAGGUUAUCAGACAAACGGGCUGUUAGCUGAGUUCCUUCACUGUGUACCAGUUAGGUGGCACACUUACUGUGGACUUGAAAAGAGAUACGAUACACAGUCUGGUACUUGAGAAGGUUUAUAAUCUCUAUGAAGCAAAAGGUAGUUGAUUUAGGACCUGAUAAAUUAAUGCUAUUAUUGUCCUUAAGAGAGAUUGAGGUAAAGCAUUGUGAAAUGGAUCUGGAGACAUCCAAAAGCAUACACUUAGGAUGGGGUUGUGGAAGAGAAGCCCUAGGAGGUAGGUUGAGUCUAAUUUGUUGGGGAGCUUGCGUCUUUUGCCAGUGGGUUGGUGCUUUUUUCUGUGGGUUGCCAAGAAACAAUUGUGGGUUACAGGGAGUUGCCCAAGGAAAGCUUUUCUUGAAGGAUUAAUUUGUCCCCUGGGAGUUGUGUGGCUUGAAGGAGGAGAAGACUGAAUGCAUGCCCACCAUAUAGAAGGGACCUUUUAUGUAAAAAUAAACCAGAGUCAGAGUCGGUGGUUGUUCCUGAAGCCAACCUAGCUGAAUUGACAUAAAGAGAGUGAGGAAGAAGAUGAAAUUGAAAUGGAAGUUGAAGACCAGGAUAGCAAAGAAGCCAAAAAACCAAACGUCAUAAAUUUUGACACCAGUCUGCCAACGUCACAUACAUAUCUGGGCGCUGAUAUGGAAGAAUUUCAUGGCAGGACUUUGCAUGAUGACGACAGCUGUCAGGUUAUUCCAGUUCUGCCCCAGGUGAUGAUGAUCCUGAUUCCUGGGCAGACCUUACCUCUUCAGCUUUUUCGUCCUCAGGAAGUCAGUAUGGUGCGGAAUUUGAUUCAGAAAGACAGAACCUUUGCAGUUCUUGCAUACAGUAAUAUACAGGAGAGGGAAGCACAGUUUGGAACAACAGCAGAGAUAUAUGCCUAUCGAGAAGAACAGGAUUUCGGAAUUGAGAUAGUGAAAGUGAAAGCAAUUGGAAGACAAAGGUUCAAAGUCCUUGAGCUAAGAACACAGUCAGAUGGAAUCCAGCAAGCUAAAGUGCAAAUUCUUCCUGAAUGUGUGUUGCCUUCAACCAUGUCUGCAGUUCAGUUAGAAUCCCUCAAUAAAUGCCAGAUAUUUCCUUCAAAACCUGCCUCAUGGGAAGACCAGUAUUCAUAUAAAUGGUGGCAGAAAUACCAGAAGAGAAAGUUUCAUUGUGCAAAUUUGACUUCAUGGCCUCGCUGGCUGUAUUCCUUAUAUGAUGCUGAAACUUUAAUGGAUAGAAUCAAGAAACAGCUACAUGAAUGGGACGAAAAUCUAAAAGAUGAUUCUCUUCCUUCAAAUCCAAUAGACUUUUCUUACAGAGUAGCUGCUUGUCUUCCUAUUGAUGAUGUAUUAAGGAUUCAGCUCCUUAAAAUUGGUAGUGCCAUCCAACGACUUCGCUGUGAACUAGACAUUAUGAAUAAAUGUACGUCUCUUUGCUGUAAACAAUGUCAAGAAACAGAAAUAACAACCAAAAAUGAAAUAUUCAGUUUAUCCUUAUGUGGACCAAUGGCAGCUUAUGUGAAUCCUCAUGGAUAUGUGCAUGAGACACUUACAGUGUAUAAAGCUUGCAACUUGAAUCUGAUAGGCCGGCCUUCUACAGAGCACAGCUGGUUUCCUGGGUAUGCUUGGACUAUCGCCCAGUGUAGGAUCUGUGCAAGCCAUAUUGGAUGGAAAUUUACAGCCACCAAAAAAGACAUGUCACCUCAAAAAUUUUGGGGUUUGACUCGGUCUGCUCUGUUGCCCACAAUCCCAGACACUGAAGAUGAGAUAAGCCCCGACAAAGUAAUACUUUGCUUAUAAACAAAUAUGGUAGAGAUAGUUAUUUAUCUAGUUGGUCUUGUAAAAUCAGAUCUGCUUUGGAAAUUACUGCUUUUGAUGCAUACCUAAGUAAAAAGCAACAUUAUGUGGAAGGUUGCAGUUUCUUAGUCAAGGGUUUUUGAAGAUUUAAAUUAAAAUAUACUAUUGAAAAGGCUGAAAAGCAGUCUAGAAAACUUGGUUUUUAGGAAUAUCUAGCUUGAUACCAUUAUAUUCUGGCCUGCUAGGAUACGAAGACCUCUCUGAAAGGGAGGAGAUGGGUUUUCCUGCACCGAACAUAUUUGUAAUUCCCCUAACUCGAGGUUAAUCAUACAUGGAACCAACAGCAAGUUUUUAGAAGUUCCCAAAGCUAGGGUGCCAAGUACAUGUUCCCUUUGAAAGAGGCAAAGGCUUUAAUUUUCUUGAGUUUCUCUCCUACUGAUUUGUAAAUUUUGAAAAUAUUAAAGAGUUAAAAUACA
This is a messenger RNA of Mirounga angustirostris (Northern elephant seal), 3066 nucleotides long. RefSeq names its product cereblon (gene CRBN). The record is from RefSeq and is a predicted model, not a curated record. Gene Ontology annotation, cellular component: Cul4A-RING E3 ubiquitin ligase complex. Bases 1355 to 2593 code for a protein of 412 amino acids. NCBI's taxonomy places the organism in Eukaryota, Metazoa, Chordata, Mammalia, Carnivora, Phocidae. Gene Ontology annotation, biological process: protein ubiquitination. The transcript has 11 exons.